Molecule: messenger RNA, 314 nt
Organism: Dromiciops gliroides (monito del monte)
Lineage: Eukaryota; Metazoa; Chordata; Mammalia; Microbiotheria; Microbiotheriidae
Product: barrier-to-autointegration factor-like
Molecular function (GO): DNA binding
Source: RefSeq, a predicted model, not a curated record
GCGGCGGGAGUGUGACGGUUAAGGGAGCCAGAGCCGGUCAGUGGUGAGGAGCUAUGACGACCUCCCAGAAGCACCGCGACUUCGUGGCCGAGCCCAUUGGGGAGAAGCCCGUGGGCAGCCUGGCGGGCAUCGGAGAAGUACUGGGCAAGAAGCUCGAGGACAAAGGCUUAGACAAGGCCUACGUGGUUCUGGGCCAGUUCUUGGUCCUGAAAAAAGACGAAGACCUCUUCCGGGAGUGGCAAUGUGGGGCUAAUGCCAAGCAGUCUCGAGAUUGCUUUGGCUGCCUUCGAGAACGGUGUGAUGCCUUCUUGUGA